Rangifer tarandus platyrhynchus (Svalbard reindeer) is the source of this 2013-nucleotide messenger RNA. NCBI's taxonomy places the organism in Eukaryota, Metazoa, Chordata, Mammalia, Artiodactyla, Cervidae. The record is from the annotation of a GenBank genome assembly.
AUGGCAUUCCCUGUGGAUAUGUUGGAUAAUUGCAGUCAUGAAGAACUGGAAAAUUCUGCUGAAGAUUACAUGUCAGAUCUGAGGUGUGGGGACCCUGAAAAUCCGGAAUGUUUUUCUCUUCUCAAUAUUACGAUUCCUAUUAGCCUGUCAAAUGUAGGCUUUGUACCUCUCUAUGGUGGAGAUCAGACCCAGAAAGUUCUUGCUCUUUUUGCACCUGAGGACUCACUCACAGCUGUGGCACUUUACCUUGCUGAUCAGUGGUGGGCUAUUGAUGAUAUUGUGAAAACAUCUGUCCCUUCAAGAGAGGGGCUUAAGCAGGUGAGAACUCUUGGGGAGAGAGUGGUUCUGUAUGUUCUGAAUCGAAUUAUUUAUAGAAAGCAGGAAAUGGAGAGAAAUGAGAUCCCAUUCCUGUGUCAUAGCAGUACUGAUUAUGCUAAGAUUCUGUGGAAGAAAGGAGAGGCCAUUGGGUUUUAUUCAGUUAAGCCUACAGGAAGCACGUGUGCCUCAUUUCUCACCCAAAGCUACCAGCUGCCAGUUCUGGACACAAUGUUUGUGAGAAAGAAAGAUCGCGGCAGAGACUGUGGGCUUCACAUGCUGGAGGACUUUGUUGAUUCCUUCACAGAAGACGCACUUGGCUUGCGGUACCCUCUGACCUCGCUCAUGUACAUAGCUUGCAACCAGUACUUUGAAAAAUAUCCAGGAGACCAUGAACUCCUUUGGGAAGUUGAAGGUGUUGGACACUGGUACCAGAGAAUACCAAUCACCAGAGCAUUACAAAGAGAAACACUUAAAAUUACAGCAGUUUCUCAGAAUGAAGCUAAAAGAUCUACAUCUGGAGAAUACAGUCUUGCCUCUGUUCCAGAAUACGAAGCAAGAACUGAAGACAGUCAGUCUAGUGAGAUGCAGCUAACUAUUGAUUCUCUAAAAGAUGCCUUUGCAAGUACUUCUGAAGGUCACGAUAAAACACCUGUUUCCACUCGUACUCGAAGUAGCCAUCUAAAGCGGCCAAAGAUUGGAAAGCGGUUUCAGGAUUCUGAGUUUACUAGUUCUCAAGGGGAAGAUGAAAAGACUCCUCAGACUUCUCCCACAGCUUCAGUGAACAAAUUGGAGUCUACUGCACGCACAUCAGAGAGCUCGGAAGAAUUCUUGGAAGAAGAACCUGCACAGAGUGUGAUUGAAUUUGAGGAUGAAAGUAGUGAUAAAGAUGUUCAACCAGCACCAGAAACCCAGCCAGGCCUGGAAAAGCAAGAAGGUGAAAAGGAAUCUGCACUAGAGCCUAUGAAUGGUGAGAUAAUAGAUGAUACUGUUAAGACUUCACUCGUAACAGAAGAGGAGGACUCCACUAGUGAAGUUUUAGAUGAAGAAUUAAAAUUGCAGUCUUUUAGUUCCAAUGAAGACUCUACGAAUCUGGCUCCACUGGUGGUAGACUCUUCACAACCCCUCGAGGGUGUUGCACCGGAUAAGGUUUCACAUGCCACUGACUCAGAAACGUUGCUGGACGAAGGUCCAUCUGAUGACAAGGGGCACACCGAGGAGAAGCUGCCUCUGGCUUCAAGGAAGAAGGCACAUUUUGGGAGUUCAGACAGUGUGGCUACUCUCCCAAAUGAAGAAAGGUCCGACAGUGCUUUUCCAAACUCUGUGAUUGCUGAAUUUUCUGAGGAAUCGAUCCCUGAAAAUGUGUCACCCAACACUACCGCCUCAUUGGAAGACCAGGGUGAGGAGGGGGUGGCCGAGCCCCAGGAAUCAUCUGCAGCUCUGCCUCAGAGCUCUCUGAUAGAGGUUGAACUUGAAGAUGUGCCGUUUUCACAGAAUGCAGGACAGAAGAACCUGUCAGAGGAGCAGUCUGAAGCGUCUUCUGAGCAGCUGGAUCAGUUGACACAGUCAACAGAGAAGACGGUGGACAGUAGCUCCGAGGAGAUAGAAGUGGAGGUGCCUGUGGUUGACAGGCGGAAUUUAAGGAGAAAGGCCAAAGGGCACAAGGGCCCUGCAAAGAAGAAAGCCAAGCUGACCUGA